This is a messenger RNA of Lactuca sativa (garden lettuce), 1643 nucleotides long. RefSeq lists its product as uncharacterized. NCBI's taxonomy places the organism in Eukaryota, Viridiplantae, Streptophyta, Magnoliopsida, Asterales, Asteraceae. The record is from RefSeq and is a predicted model, not a curated record.
AAGUGUUUGAAACUUUUCAUGCAAAAGCAUCCAAGACCGAUAAUAAUUUUGUCAAUAUCUGGACACGUUUCUUACGCUUCAGAUCAUCUUCUUGCCUAUAUAAACAGAUCUUCGGCAUCUCCGCCUACAUACUCAUCAACAUAGUUUCUUAAUCAUCAACCAUCAACCAUCAACCAUCAACAUGCCUUCAACCAUGCCCUCUUCCGCCGUUUCUCAAACUCCAAAUCUUCAAACCCUUUUGGAAUCCGCUAAGCCUUUCCUUCGUGAAGAAUUCGAGAAAAUCGAUAAGAGGCUUCCUUCCCUAAUUGGCAUUUUAUGCUCCGCCGGUGCAGGAGAGUGUUACCACCGCACAGGAAGCUUCCUUGACCACCUGCGCAAUGUUUACCGCAUUAUCAAGCUAUGGAAUGCACCAGAUUCCGUCGCACUGUGCGCUCUUUUCCACUCCGUUUACUCAAACUCCUACAGCGACAUCCUUCUUUUCAAUCCUGAAACCGACCGCGACUCCGUCCGCAGCCUUAUCGGAGACGCUGCUGAGAGAUUGGCUCACUUGUUCUGCAUUAUUCACCGCCAGUCUCUCAUCCACAAAAACAUCAUGUGUCAGUUCACUGAGUCAGAACUUCGAGAAUACCUUGACGCUUCUGAGGUUUCCCUGAGGAACGCAAAGGAAAAUGGUGUAUUCAAUGGUGAAGAGAAAUGGCGUAAGAAGCUUCAAACACUUAUCCCAGCUAACGGUCUGAUUGGGAAGCAUUACGAAACAGGCGAACUGGUCCCUGUUUCACGAAGAAUGAUCGGAAUUUUCCUUCUGAUGACAGUAGCCGAUAUCAGCGAACAAUAUUUCGGUUUUCAGGAUGUUUUAUACGAUAACUUUAACGGGCGUCUUGAGCUAACAGGAGACAGCUUCGACACAUUGUAUCCAGGAAACGGUAAACCAGGUUUAUGGAUGAAUGCCGCAUCAAGAAUGGCUGCAGUUUACACGUUGUUAGUGCGAGAAGAAGAACUUUUUCUUCAAGAAAACAAAAGUGAUGAUGGUGGGAUUGAUAAAGCAAGAGAUGAAGAUAUCGAGCUUGUGAUCCCAUCAGUUUUCGACAAUUGCACGAAGGUUCUGGACGCAAGUGAGCAGAUCGAGGCGAUGGACUUGUACUGGGAUGCGGUUUACUACGAUGGGCAUGACAAGGUCAAGAAGGAGAAGGCAGGAGAGAUGUUGGUGAAGAGUAUUGAGAAGAAUCCAUUUGUUGGAGAGCCUCAUGUGUUAUUGGCUCAGUUUUAUCUGAGUAGAGAGAGGUUUGAGGAGGCUGAGAUUGAGGCUGAGAAGGGUUUAAGUCUUUUGUUGCAGUGGGGGUGUUCAUGGGACAAGAGGGUUUCAUGGGAAGGGUGGGUUGCUUGGACUAGGGUGUUGUUGAAACAGGCAAAGAAGAAGUCGUGGCCACACACUGCAUGGGGUGUCAUCAAUUUAGGGUAUGUCAAGUAGACGAUCUAUCUAUGUACGCUUGUUUGUGGUAGUACAAUAAAUGCAUCACCGUGAAAAAUGAGGGAGUUCCUUAGCUGUCUUCGUGUUUCUUUAGGUGUUUUUGUAUUAGAAAAAACAUGUAACGGUUACGUUGGAUAUUCCUAUCUAUGUGAUGCAUUCUGAAAUUGUUUUUUCC